AUGUGGGGAUACCGGGUGGCACAGAGUUUCGUCUUUGCAAUUGAGGAGAUCAACAGAGACCCCCACCUGCUGCCCAACCUCACACUGGGCUUCUCCAUCUGGAACUCAGGGGACUCGGUGCACGGAGCUCUCCAUGAGACCAUGGGCUUUCUCACAGGGGUUGAGGAGCCUGUCCCCAACUACAUGUGUGGGCUCAGCCCUCCCCGGGCUGCCCUGGUUGGAGACACACGCUCAGCAGUGUCUAUCCCCAUGGCCAGGCUCCUGGGGCUCUACAAAUUUCCCCAGGUCAGCUACUCAUCCACCCUGGCCAGCCUCAGCGACAAAACCCAGUUCCCAUCCUUCCUUCGGACCCUGGCCAGUGACUUCACGUUCUCCCAUGCUCUGGCCCAGCUGGUGCUUCACUUCCGAUGGUCCUGGGUGGGCAUUCUGGCACAGGAUGAUGACUUCGGGCAGCAGAGCAGCUCUCAGGUGACCCGGGAGCUGGCCCAGGCCAGAGUCUGCAUUGAGUUCCACCUCCACAUCCCAUCCCUGCAGUCCCUGGAGAAGAUCAACACUAUCGUCCACAAGAUGGAGAAGUGCACAGCCACUGUUGUGCUGGUCUUCCUGAGCAACUCAAAUUUCCAGGACAUCCUGCAGCGCCUGCUGAGAUGUGGCAUCUCGGGCCAGGUCUGGGUCAGCCAGGACACUCUGCACACAGGGCUGGCCCUAACAAUGCCAGGCGUUUCCCAGGUCCUACAGGGCUCCUUCAGCCUUCUGCAGCACCGCAGCCAGGCCCUGGGGUUCCCCGAGUUCCUCUCUCGUCUGCAUCCCACCAGGACCCCAGAAGACAUGUUCCUGAAGAAGUUCUGGGAGGCCACCUUUGGAUGCACAUGGCCAGUGGGAAACAGCACGGUGGUGGGGGGAGUGCAGUUCUGCUCAGGAAAGGAAAGUCUAAGAGGCCAGGAGCACCCUUUCCAGAAAGUGAGUCGAGUAGACAUCGCAUACUCAGCAGUUUAUAGCAUUGCCCACGCCUUGCAGGACCUAGUGGCUUGUGAGCAAGAGGACCAGGCAUGCACAGACACUCAGCACCUCCAGCCCUGGCAGCUUCUUCAACCCCUCAGGAAGGUGCAUUUCAAGAUCCCUGAUGGGACAGAGAUCACGUUUGAUGCCAAUGGAGAUUUAGUUACAGAAUUUGAUGUACUACAUGGGCAGAAGACUGCUGAGGGCCGGUUCCACUUUGUCCGCAUAGGCACUAUCAAGAAGAGAGCCUCUCUGGGGGACAGAAUGACAGUCCAGGUGAUGGAGGAGGAGCUCCAGGUCCCCAGCUCUGUCUGCAGCAGGAGUUGUGCUCCAGGAUUCAGCCAGAUCCCCCGACCAGGCUUCCCCCACUGCUGUUUUAACUGCAGCCCUUGCCCUGAGGGACAGUUUGCAGACCAAAUAGACAUGAAGCAUUGUCUUCUGUGCCCAGAGGAGCAGUACUCGAGCCGCACCCGAGACCACUGCCUGCCUAGGACAGAGACCUUCCUGGCCUUUGAGGAGCCCAUGGGCCUUAUGCUGGCCUCAGUAGCACUCAUGCUGGCUGGGCUAGCAGUGCUGGUCCUUGGGGUAUUUCUGAAGCACCGGGACACACCAGUGGUCAGGGCCAACAACAGAGCUCUCAGCUACAUGCUCCUCACCUCUCUGGCUCUUUGUGCCCUCUCUGCUUUGCUCUUCAUUGGCCGUCCCACCGUUGCCACUUGCCUCCUCCGCCAGACCACCUUUGCCGUUGUGUUUACUGUGGCUGUUUCCUCCAUCCUGGCAAAGACCCUGACCGUGGUCCUGGCCUUCAGGAUCACCAGACCAGGGGACAGGGUCCAGAUGUGCCUGGGACCCAACGCCUCCGCCUUGGUGGUCCUCGUUGCCUCCUUAGUGCAGGUUGUUCUCUGUGGGGUCUGGAUGGGCACCUCCCCACCGUUCCCAGAUAGAGACACAGUCUCAGAACCUAGCCACAUUGUCAUCCAGUGCCAGGAAGGCUCUGGCAUUGCUUUUUCCUGUGUGCUGGGCUACUUGGGCCUCCUGGCGGGGUUCACCUUUUCUGUGGCCUUCCUGGCAAGGGGUCUGCCCAAUGCCUUCAAUGAGACUAAGUUCUUCACUUUUAGCAUGCUGCUCUUUUGCAGUGUCUGGACAACCUUCCUGCCCCUGUACCAUAGUGCACGGGGCAAGUCCACAGUGGCUGUAGAGAUCUUCUCUAUCCUGGCCUCCACCGCAGGGUUGCUGGGCAGCAUCUUUAUCCCCAAGUGCUACAUCAUCCUGUUAAAACCAGAGUGGAAUACCCCAGGCUGCGUGAGGUGAGGACCUGGGAUUGGUAGGAAAGACAGAGCAAGGAGUUCCAGAGCCAGCAUCUGCAUAGGCCCACUCCACACAUCUUCAUGAGCCAGUCCUCCCUGAAGACAUAUGGGCCAUUGAUUUGA
Otolemur garnettii (small-eared galago) is the source of this 2429-nucleotide messenger RNA. Its product is annotated as vomeronasal type-2 receptor 26-like. Gene Ontology annotation, cellular component: membrane. Gene Ontology annotation, molecular function: G protein-coupled receptor activity. Gene Ontology annotation, biological process: G protein-coupled receptor signaling pathway. The record is from RefSeq and is a predicted model, not a curated record. The transcript has 5 exons. The coding region runs from base 1 to 2310 and encodes 769 amino acids. Lineage: Eukaryota; Metazoa; Chordata; Mammalia; Primates; Galagidae.